AUGGAUACAGCGGAUAAUAAUGUGAUACAGAAUGUCAGAGAUACUUUCACCUCAUCAUCAUUUAUUGAACAAUUUACGGUUACAUUGUUAAAUUCAAAUCUGUUUGUGAAUGCGAUUACAAAAAUUGUGGGCGAUGCAUGUAAACAACAACAAGCACUAAUUUGUUCUCUAUCGUCUGAGCUAAACGAAGUCAAAGCACAACUAAUCGAAGUUAAGUCGCAGAUAAAUGACCACGAACAAUACGGUAAACGCAAAGAUAUAUUGAUAUAUGGCAUACCAUUUAAAAAAGAUGAAAACGUUAUUGAUAUAGUUGUUGAAUUGGGAAAGUCACUGGGUAUUUCACUGAGUAAAAGUGAUCUUUAUGCAGUACAUCGUCUACCUCCAUCAAGGAAAACAACCGACAAAACAAAGCAAGCAAUAAUCGUCGGAUUUUUACGUAUUUCUGACCGAAAUCAAUUUUAUUCUGGACGUAAAAAAUGUCGUGGAAGUGAUCUAUACAAAAACGUAUUCAUUAAUGAACAUUUGACAAAUUUUAAUAAUAAAUUAUAUAUGUAUGCAUGUACAAAAUUAGACAGAAAAAGUGUUUACACUCGUAAUGGAAAUGUCUAUCAAUAUAUAACAAAAGGAGAUCA
Didymodactylos carnosus is the source of this 632-nucleotide messenger RNA. Lineage: Eukaryota; Metazoa; Rotifera; Eurotatoria; Philodinida; Philodinidae. The record is from the annotation of a GenBank genome assembly.